Molecule: messenger RNA, 1595 nt
Organism: Punica granatum (pomegranate)
Lineage: Eukaryota; Viridiplantae; Streptophyta; Magnoliopsida; Myrtales; Lythraceae
Source: RefSeq, a predicted model, not a curated record
UGUACGAGAAUGAUCUUUUGAGAAAAUCGGAUAAUUUUGUAACAAAUUCUCUAAAUCUAAUUUUACUGUCUCUGUUCUUUUGUUUAUUAAUUUCGUGGACCAAUUUUAUUGUUUUUCCUCACUUCACCCUGUCGUCUUCCUCCGCAUCAUCCAAACGGAGCCCAGUCGGUGGCUUCAGUCUCUCUCCCUCUCGGAAAAUCUCUCCCAACCUCCGUUGGCGGUCACCUUAGAUCUAGUUCAGGUACUAGUACUUUCUGGAGGAGACUUUCAAUGGAUAAUGUUGGUGAUUUUGUUCAGUACCUCGGACCCGACAUGUCUAUAAAGAUUUUGACUCACUUGGAUGACCCGUCUGAUCUCGUCCGUGUUUGUGCAGCAUCUAGUUCCUGGCAUCGAUUCGUUAUUGAAAAUAACAUAUCUAAGCAUCUUUGCUUGAGGCUAGUUCCAGAAGUACUGGGGCUUGCUCGCUUUAUUGAAGGGAACAUCAUGAUCAAACCUCUAAAAGAUGCAUCUAACACUUCUGCGGAGUGGGAAAGAAAUAAGAUAAAUCAUCGGGUCUAUGCUUUUCUUGCCCGGGGACUUAGCUCAACAAUCGAAAAGAGUUGCUUAUCAGAAGCCAUCUGUGCUUCUAGCACUGAUAACUACCCCGAAGAGAGUAUGCAGAAUACACUAGAACCAAGGGACAGAGUUGAACGCAGAGCCUCUUACUGGUCUAGUAAAGGUCAGAGUGACCCGGAAGUACCCGAGACUCUUCUCUAUAGGUUGGCUUCCAAGUUAUGUGUCGUCACUGAGAUCCAUGUUCAGCCAUUUCAAGCAUAUUUUCAGUUUGGGUUUCCGAUUUAUUCUGCUAAGGCUGUGAGAUUUAGGAUGGGCCAUCCAAAGUCUCCGAUGGAGAUGGAUAGUGAAGCUUUCGAUAAGUCCCAAACAGGAUCUGAAUCAGCUGAUGGGAAUUUUGUGUGGACAUACACGUCUCCCGAAUUUCCUAUGGUUCAGGAAAACUGCUUGCAAAAGUUAAAGCUUCCUGAACCCGUUCUCUGCAUUGGUGGCAUCCUACAAGUUGAACUGUUGGGCAGAGUCCAGAGACAAGAAAUGGAUGGACUUUUUUACAUAUGUGUCUCUCAUGUGAAAGUGCUAGGAAGGCCGCUCUUGUCCCCAUUCGAUGUUGAGAUAGAUGACGCAUCAGGAAAAUGCGCAUUGAAGUACCGUCCUAUAGCAGAGGGCCCUGAGUCUUCACUGAGCUCAGCAAAGGAUGAAGAUGGUGGGCCCCAUUCCCGCCUUCGAACCCUUUCUGCUAUGCUGAUGCUGAGAGGAGUAAGGAGUUGGGAGCAAAUAAUUCUUAGUAGAAUUCGCGGCGCCGGCGCAAGUGUUGAUUCCAAUGAAUCUGAAGAUGAGCUUCCUGCUUGAUCUUUGAAUUUUUAAUUCGAUAAUAUAUAUAUAUAUAUAUAUAUCUAUAACUUUUGGCUUAUAGUGGAUCCGGCUGUUAAUGAGCAUCGAUGCCGAUUUUUUAAAUGGCAAAUGCCUUUGCCUUCUCAUAACAUAUAACAUUGUCUCUUGUUUUUUCGAUGAACAUAUGAGAAAAUGAAUGAUAGCUUUUCAUA